AUGAAGUCAUCAAGCACUCUUCUGCUCUUGAUUAGUAUGGCCUAUCUGUUCAUCUCUGCAGUGGCUGUAAGUCAAGGAGGGUCUCAGGCUUUUUGCAGCAAUUAUAUGAAGACAUCAGCAACAGGUAGAGAGUCCUGCACAAAGACUUCUACCCCUGUGUGUGGCACUGAUGGACAAACUUACCCAAAUCCUUGUGAAUUCUGCAAAGCAGCUAUGCUAAGAAAGUUCUGCUAUUCCCUUGUAGUGGUGGUAACGGAAAGUAAACUUGAAUCUGAUAAAGGGUAUAUUUCUGAUCAUUCCCUGGAAUUUGCCAACUUUAAUACUAAAAGAUUUCCACAUGAUUGA
Ochotona princeps (American pika) is the source of this 345-nucleotide messenger RNA. RefSeq names its product serine protease inhibitor Kazal-type 12-like. Gene Ontology annotation, molecular function: protein binding. Lineage: Eukaryota; Metazoa; Chordata; Mammalia; Lagomorpha; Ochotonidae. The coding region runs from base 1 to 345 and encodes 114 amino acids. The transcript has 4 exons. The record is from RefSeq and is a predicted model, not a curated record.